Molecule: messenger RNA, 1653 nt
Organism: Suillus clintonianus
Lineage: Eukaryota; Fungi; Basidiomycota; Agaricomycetes; Boletales; Suillaceae
Product: kinase-like domain-containing protein
Exons: 8
Coding region: 1-1653 (550 amino acids)
Biological process (GO): protein phosphorylation
Molecular function (GO): ATP binding; protein serine/threonine kinase activity
Source: RefSeq, a predicted model, not a curated record
AUGAAACCAUCAGGCAGUAGUAGCAGUACCGCCGUUAGCGUUGCUCAGACAAUUUUACAUCGACAGAAUGUGCAUAGCCACGAGGCCAGUCAGCAUCGACUAAACCAGCAACGGCCACAAAACCCUUCAUCGUUGAAUGCAAGUGAUGUAAAGCGAAAGGUUUCAGCUCUCAAGGCCAAUGCUCGAGCAGCAAAGAUUGAUAUUGACUUCACUAUUCAGCAAUAUCUCUACGGAAGCUCGAAGCCUUCGAAACUUGCCAUUCCGUCAUCACGAGUAACUUUCCCUACCUCGGAACUAGCUACGAGUGCCUUUGAACAGCUGGCUUCGAAGGCGAGAGGCCUGUAUAAUAGUACUCCACCCCUUUUAGGGCUAUCCGACGUGGCUCUCGAUCUAAUGUUUGACUGGCACACAAUCAAAUUUUGCACGGUACUCAAUAAUACUACUGUAAAUAUGAUUGAAGAACAAAAGUAUCUGGUGUCGGCAACUAUGGAAAGUCUCUACGGAAACCUCAAACAGGAUCGCAUGUUAUCCGAGAAGGAUGCAAAUGCGAAAACCCCAAAGAUCACACUUCGCCUGUUUCUGUAUGUCCCCGAGACCGACGAGGACAAUGAUAUCCAGGAAGUCCAACAGAACCGACGUGUGUCAACUCGGAAAUCAACAGCGCCAAGUUCUCGUCAGAAGCGGAAAAGGUCUCCAUCAGCGUCACCUGAACGUCUGCGGCCCGCUAAGCGCUAUCAGAGUUCAUACCGAUCAAGAUGUUCUGCUACUGCACCCACCGUUGACGCGCCGGCACCGCUGGAGUUUGAAUGCUUCAAAAUGAAGCGUGUGACUUGCUCCGUAAAUGACUUCGGGGAACCGAAGAUGGUAUACAGUGAGGAAGAAGAGGAAAUCAUGGUUGCCAAAGGAUGGCAAGCUCAUGUUAAGGCAGGAAAACCAUAUCAGGGUUACCUUGGUCAGGGAUUGAUGAAAUUCGUCUUUCGUGGUCGCUACAACAACACAGACUAUGCCGUCCUUCAAUGUAAACGCAUUCGCUCGAGAGACGUUGACAAUGAAGAGGAUCUGAUGGGUGAACUGGAAAUCCUUCACUUGUCUCAGUAUUUUUUGGACUCGUUCUACAAACGAGGGGAUGAAGAGAAUGUCCGCAAUCUUCCCAAAAUGAAGUGGAACAUUACCGGGGCAUUCAUUGGGAAGCUUACUCAAAAACUCGCAGAUGCUCCAAACGAAGGAGAAGAGGAUUCACGCAGCCUCGUUUUUAGUUGCUUCAUGGUCCUCCCACUUCUCCCGACUGGUUCAUUGUGCAAUGAAAUCAAGUUUUCUGGAAAUGCGGAAGUAGGGAUCAAUAACGACUCGCUCGGAAGUGCUGUAGAUGCAUAUGCUCAUCAUGUUGCUGUUGAUUCAAUGUAUGAGAUGAUCAUAUCCGAUAUUCAAGGAAUUGUCACACCGGAUCGAUCUAUCGUCUUCUUUGAUCCGCAGUCUCAUACUGCGAAUGGUGACUCAGGCUACUGGGAUCAUGGAAAACCGGCGAUCGCGGAAUUUUUGGAGUCACACAAAUGCAACAAAUUUUGCAAGGCCCUUGGCCUUGACACUGAGGUUCCUCCGCUAAGUCUGUCCAAUACCAACCGCAAAGGUCCACUUCGCAUUGGUUUUGAUUAG